CUUUGAGGACGACCAUGUCGAUGUUCACCUUGGUUAUUCUGGGGUGUUUGGGGUUCCAAGGGGUGAUGGCCUCUGACUCUAGGGCGUACAGAAUGUCCAUGACCAACGACAACGAUGGGCACACCACCAGUCAGCGACAGGACCCUCAGACAAGCAAUGAAAUACCACGGAGUAUCGAGGUGGAUGAUUUCAAAAUCAACGUAGUGCCGACCAGCGGCAAAGUCAGCUUAGCACCGACCAUGGUCCGACUCUACCCGCCACCUGUCAAAACGUCACACCUUCAUGCCAACCUUCCGCUUCGCUUCGGCCGGGACUCCCUACCCGACGACACCCACUCACCCAAAACGACCCUUAAUUUACCGCAACGGUUUGGAAGAGCACAGGGGUCUGGCGCAACGGAACGGCCGUCGUGUAUUGAGUGUCCCCAUGUCGGGACACUGCCCUCCGCCACCCUGCCACAGAGGUUCGGCAGGAAUGAGUUCAACCGCCGGUAUCCUUUCCGAGCUAUGGCCUUUUUCUCACGCAGGUCCGAACCCGUGCCAAAUGGAAACAUUAGGCAGCAAGACUUUAAUGAUUCUGAUUUUGGCUCAGAGGAAGAAGAGACACGGGAAAAGACUCUGAAGAGCUCAAUGUUGGAUUUUCUCCUCUGGAACUCUUGAAAGAACUCUGUCGCCACAGAAGUGGUUCCCGUUUUCAUGACCUGGGUCGCUUAUGUUUUUUUCCCGUAAUGUUGAUCUACUAUGUAAUGUAUGAAUAUUGUUAAAUUGGUGGCAUAUUGUUACUUAAUCAUGUAAAGCACAAAUUAAAACGAUAGUAUCGAUUUUA
This is a messenger RNA of Oncorhynchus keta (chum salmon), 825 nucleotides long. Its product is annotated as growth hormone-releasing peptides-like. Gene Ontology annotation, molecular function: signaling receptor binding. The transcript has 3 exons. Gene Ontology annotation, biological process: negative regulation of gonadotropin secretion; neuropeptide signaling pathway. Lineage: Eukaryota; Metazoa; Chordata; Actinopteri; Salmoniformes; Salmonidae. The coding region runs from base 15 to 659 and encodes 214 amino acids. The record is from RefSeq and is a predicted model, not a curated record.